Messenger RNA from Neltuma alba, 1771 nucleotides. RefSeq names its product NF-kappa-B-activating protein-like. The transcript has a single exon. Gene Ontology annotation, cellular component: nucleus. Gene Ontology annotation, molecular function: chromatin binding. The coding region runs from base 21 to 1553 and encodes 510 amino acids. The record is from RefSeq and is a predicted model, not a curated record. NCBI's taxonomy places the organism in Eukaryota, Viridiplantae, Streptophyta, Magnoliopsida, Fabales, Fabaceae. Gene Ontology annotation, biological process: regulation of gene expression.
ACUCACCGCCAGAAACCCCGAUGGGAAGGCCAGCCUCCACAAUCGAAAUCCCCGACAAACGGCACCGUUCGAACAGCCGCUACACCCCUGAUUCCGAUGUCUCUGAUGACUACCGAAGCCGUCGUAGUCCUAGUUAUGAAUCAUACGGUCGCUCCGCUGACAACGAUCGUUACCGCCGUCGAUCGGAAUCACCUGAGUACAGAAGCCCUAGAUACAAACAUGGAAAUCUGAACGGCGAUGCUUUGCCGAAGCAAUUCGGACGUGGAGAUCGCCGCGGAAAUGGCGUAUUUCUCGACCGAGAUCGUCGCGAUGCUGGGCGCUUUGAUUCUGAUUCUGAUUCGGACGAGGAGUUCAAGGGCUUGAGCUACGAGGAGUUCAGAAGGUUAAAGAGGCAGAAGAUGAGGAAGAUGUUAAAACGCUGUAUUUGGAAUGUGACGCCGAGUCCACCAAGAGGUGAGAGCGAUGAUUGGGAGGAGAAAAUGGAAGGAAUUCCUGACGAAAACGGGCAUGAUGAUGUGUUCAAGACUGAGUCGGCCGGCAAGGAAACUAAAUCGAAAGGGGAAUCUGAAUCUUCGUCUGAGAAAUCUGCCAGUAGUGAAUCGGAGAGUUCGUUCGAGUCCGAGUCUGAUUCUGAAUCAGAUGUUUCCCGCUCAAGGAGGAAGAAGAGAAGGAAUUCAGGCUCCAAGCGCAGGAGUAGGAAGUCGUACAGCCACACUGAAUCUGAGGAAAGUGAGAGUGAGUCUGAAGAAGAUCGUCCGCGGAAAAAGAAAUCGAUUAAGAGUAGGAGAAACAGAAGCAGACGUAAAAGGAGCAGUAGGAAGAGGAGGAAGAGAAGAGACAGCGAUUCGGAUGCCAGUGAGGACAGUGAAAGUGAGGAGUCUGAUGGUAGUCGAUCCACAGAUGAUCGUGAGAGGUCGAGGAAGAAACGUAAGCUAACUUCGGGUUCUCGAUCAAAGGAUAGCAGGAGAAAGAGACGGUCUCGUGAGAAAAGUGACGAUUCUGACUCUGAAGAGAGUUCGGAUGCUGAAGGUGAUGCAAAGAGCAAGGCGGAGGAGGUGAAGCCAGAAAUUAAUGCUGAGGCGCUGAAACUGAAAGAAUUGUUUGAGUUGCAGAAAAAACCCGCAUUGGAUGAUGAACCCGUGGUUGGACCACAACCUUUGCCGAGAGCUGAGGGCCAUAUUAGUUAUGGUGGGGCGCUCAGGCCUGGUGAAGGUGACGCCAUUGCACAGUAUGUUCAGCAAGGAAAGCGUAUCCCUCGCAGAGGUGAAGUGGGUCUUUCUGCGGAGGAAAUUCAGAAGUUUGAAAGCCUCGGAUAUGUGAUGAGUGGCAGUAGGCAUCAAAGGAUGAAUGCUAUUCGUAUUAGGAAAGAAAACCAGGUUUAUAGUGCAGAGGAUAAGCGUGCUCUUGCAAUGUUUAACUACGAAGAAAAGGCCAAGAGGGAACAUAAGGUUAUGGCUGAUCUGCAGCGGCUUGUGCAGCGCCAUAUUGGGCAGGAUGUUGGUCCAACUCAUGAUCCUUUUGGCGCAAAAGCGUUGGACGGCACUGACGCUUGAUUUCACGUAUGUUGUACAUGUUAUGCUUGAAGUUCCUCCUAGUGCAUUUUAUUCGGCUGACUAUGGGUUACACUAUGGUGUUGGAUAUGUAGAUGUAGUUAUGAAGUAUGUAGCAGUAAGCCGUUUUGGGAUUGUUAACUUCAUUUGAGCUUAUUUUCUCUGAGAAGGGGGAGUCUUUUACCCACUGAAAUGAGUAAUAUGUUGUAUUAUUGAUUCUA